This is a messenger RNA of Caenorhabditis briggsae, 897 nucleotides long. The transcript is spliced from 3 exons. The record is from RefSeq and is a predicted model, not a curated record. Bases 1 to 897 code for a protein of 298 amino acids. Lineage: Eukaryota; Metazoa; Nematoda; Chromadorea; Rhabditida; Rhabditidae.
AUGCCGUCGUUUGUUGAAAUAUAUGAUCCAAAGAAAAGAAAUGAAAUAAUCGAGCAACAUAUACAAAUGAGAAAAAAACAAAAAAAUAAAGAUCAAGAAGAACAUGAAGAACUUGAAAAAUUAGAGGAAAAUAGAGUUGAAAUAUUUAAACCAAUUUUGGAUUCAAACAAAAAAUUGCAAGAAGAAAUUAUUGAUGAAAAAAAUAAAAUAGUUGAAACAUUGAAUACUUUCAAAAACUUAAAAAUGAGCGGAGAGCGAUCAUUAUCAGAGGAAAAACAGUUGACUAUUGAGCCAAAUAAACAAGCUGUGUCUAGUCCUAAAACUAUUACUGUAAGUAAUUUAAUAGCUACAUAUUUACAAGACGAUAAAGAUAAAAGUAAUGCCGGAUAUUCUUUAAGAUAUGAUAAGAAUAAUAAAUCAUAUACAAUCGGAAAUAAAACAGUAAAAUUUGAAAAUAAUAAUAUAAAAAUUAAUAAUGUUGAUUAUGAAGCUACUGAGGGAUUAAUGGAAUUAUUAACAAAAAAAUCACCAAAUUUAGUUUUAAUAAGUGAUUAUGAGAAAAAGUCAUAUCAACAAAUACUCUUGUGUUCUGACGCUUGUUAUCAAGGAUUUGACAAGAAUGCUCCAAACAAAAGAUUGAAUUCUGAUCCGAGUGAUAAAUGGAAGUUUAUAAGAGAACAUUAUUUUACUAAAUCUACUUCAAGUGUGGCUGAAAAAAGUGUAACAGGAAGCUCUAUAGAUUUUUUACCGUCUAAUGUGAAUUCACUUAUAGAUAUGCUAAGAUUAUCAAUUGGAUCAUAUAAAGCAGGAAAUAAGAAUGAAUAUAAUAAAAUACAUAGAAUUUUGGAUGAAUUGAAAUGGAUCCUCUGGAUUCAUAAUUUAAUUUUUAAGAACUAG